Castor canadensis (American beaver) is the source of this 963-nucleotide messenger RNA. The record is from RefSeq and is a predicted model, not a curated record. NCBI's taxonomy places the organism in Eukaryota, Metazoa, Chordata, Mammalia, Rodentia, Castoridae.
AUGGAGCUUAUGAACAGUAGCUGGUUUCAACCAUUGACUCUUCUUCUAACAGGCAUCCCUGGACUAGAGGCUAUACAAAUAUGGAUCUCUAUCUCACUGUGUAUCAUGUACCUAAUCACCCUCCUAGGAAACUGCACCAUUUUCCUUGUUAUCAAAACCACCUCCAUCCCUUAUGUGUCUCAGUACAUUUUCCAGUCUAUGCUGGCAGCUAUAGAUGUGGGUCUGUCUGUAUCAACUCUGCCUACAGUAUUGAAUGUCUUCCUCUUUAAUCACAGGCAGAUUGAAUUCCACUGUUGUCUACAGAUGUUCUUCAUUCACACCUUUUCUUCUAUGGAAUCAGCUAUCCUACUGUCCAUGGCCUUUGACAGGUUUGUAGCUAUUCACAACCCACUGCACUAUACUGUGGUUUUAACUCCUUCUUGGAUUAUUGGGAUGGGGCUUGUAGCUGUGGUAAGGAGUGUGGUGUUGAUGACACCUUUGCCCAUUCUGCUCAAGAGCCUGCCCUUCUGCAAGGGUGUCAUUCUUUCCCAUUGUUACUGCUACCAUCCUGAUGUUAUGAAGUUGGCCUGUGGCCCUGUCAGAGUCAACGUCAUCUAUGGAUUAGCUCUAGUCCUCUGUUCAUUUGGAAUUGACUCUAUACUCAUUGUCAUUUCAUACAUCUUGAUUUUGAAAACAGUGCUGGGUAUUGCCUCAGGAGAGGGUCAACUCAACACACUUAAUACUUGUGUUUCCUACAUCUUCACUGUCUUCAUCUUUUAUAUGCCGCUCAUUAUGUUGGCCCUAAUUCAUAGGUUUGGUACAUUCACAUCUCCUCUUCUCCACAUCACCAUGGCCAAUCUCUUCUUCUUCUUGACUCUCCUUAAUCCCUUGGCUUAUAGCCUGAAAACCAAACCAAUAAGAUCAGCAGUGUGUAAGGCAUUCAAGGACAGGGAAAAUUGUUCAAUUAGUCACAUAUGGCCUUAG